AUGGAGAGUGAUAUCAGAGUUACAUACAUUGACGAGUGUUCUUUUGACCGGGCGUGUGACCAUUCCUGUGUCAACUCCCCCGGCAGCUUCCAGUGCUUCUGUCAUAAAGGCUAUGUUCUCUACGGUCUGGCACAUUGUGGCGAUAUUGAUGAGUGCAGUAUAAACCGCGGUGGCUGUAAAUAUGGCUGUGUCAACACUCAGGGCAGCUAUGAGUGUACUUGUCCACCUGGAUACAAGCUACACUGGAAUAGGAAGGACUGCAUUGAGCUGAUGAAAUGUCUGCCUGGCCUAGCUCCAAAGACCACUCUGACCUGCAGUAAAACAGGCAAGAAAGAGAGCUGCUCCCUCACCUGCUCCUCCAAGGCUCACUAUCUGGCAGAAUCUGACAGCAGCUAUACAAUGAGCUGUGGCAUCCCCAUCCUGCGAGGCAAAACCCCAGCCAGACUGAACACAAGCAGCACUCCGAGCUGCAUAGAAACAGGGGCCCCUCCAGUGAAGCAGACCGCCUCUUUCAAGAUCAAAGAUGCCAAGUGCCACCUGCACCCCAAGCUGACAGGCCGGGCUGAGGACAGGGGCCGAGCGCUGGGGCCAGGAAGUGGACAGCCCUGCAGUAACUGCCUGGUUACGUUUGUCAACCUCAAAUGUGACUCCUCCAAGAAGGCCAAAGGGCGUCGUGCCCGUAACCCCACCAACAAAGAAGUGACACGCAUCACCCUGGAGCUCGAGGCGGAGGUCAAGCCAGGAGACACCACAGGGAGCUGUAACCUGAGUUGCCUGCGCCAGCGCAUGGAGAAGCAGGUGAAGACAUACAUCAAGGCCCUGAAGAAGUCGAUCAACCAGGAGCGUUUCCUGAUACGUGUGGCUGGGCUGGAGUACGAGGUGGCCCAGAAGCUGCCCCAGGUCGACUCAGGCCACGAGAACUGUGGUCCAGGAUGGGAGAAGGACAGCGGACGAUGUGUCAGAUGUUUGCCGGGAUCUUACUACCAUGGGGAACAGGAGCGCUGUGUCCAGUGCCCACCUGGCACCUUCCAGGAGAGGGAGGGGCAGCUGGCCUGUGACCUGUGCCCAGGCAGUGAUGGGCAUGGACCUGCCGGGGCUCGCAACAUCUCCUCCUGCGCAGGUCAGUGCCCAACUGGCUACUUCUCCAGUGAUGGGUUUCAGCCAUGCCAGCCAUGCCUGUUUGGCUCCUACCAGCCUGACCUGGGACGGACCCUGUGCUUCCCCUGCGGAGGGGGGCUGAGCACCAAGCGGGAGGGGGCCAGCUCCUUCCAUGACUGUGAGGUCAAAGUUCAGUGCUCCCCUGGCCACUACUACAACACUACGGUGCACCGCUGUAUUCGUUGCCCUUUGGGCAGCUACCAGACAGAGUUCAGACAGAACUACUGCAUCACCUGUCCUGGUAACACCACUACAGACUUUGAUGGUGCCACCAGUGUCUCUCAGUGCAAGAACCGAGAAUGCGGAGGAGAGAUGGGUGAGUUCACAGGUUACAUUGAGUCGCCCAACUACCCUGGGAACUACCCAGCUAAUGUGGAAUGCAUCUGGAACAUCAACCCACCCAACAAGCGCAAGAUUCUCAUGGUGGUGCCUGAGAUCUUCCUGCCCUCAGAGGACGAGUGUGGAGACGUACUGGUUAUGAGGAAGAAUUGGUCAGCCACGUCCAUCACAACCUAUGAGACGUGUCAGACGUAUGAGCGACCUAUAGCCUUCACCGCCCGCUCCCGCAGACUCUGGAUCAACUUCAAGUCCAACGAGGCUAACAGUGCCCGAGGCUUCCAGAUCCCCUAUGUCACCUAUGACGAGGAUUAUGAACAGCUUGUAGAGGACAUUGUCAGAGAUGGAAGACUCUAUUCCUCUGAAAACCAUCAAGAAAUCCUAAAGGAUAAAAAGCUGAUUAAAACUCUCUUCGACGUGCUGGCCCACCCAAACAACUACUUCAAGUACACCCCUCGGGAGUUCAGCGAGAUGCUGCCGCGCUCCUUCUUGCGCCUCAUAAGCAGCAAAGUCUCUGCGUUCUUGCGACCAUAUAAGUAGUCUCCACAUCAAACCCCGCCCCUGAAGGACCAGACCCCACCCCCCUCUUACAGGCCAAACACCAAACUCUCACAGGACUUAUAACAAGUUGACAAAAAUAACAUUUUUUUUUCUUCUUCUAUUUUUUCAUACUGUAGGCUUGACGACACACUUCACUAUGCAGUCUCAUAUGUCGAACUUAAUCUGUUUUGCAGUAUUUAGUUUUAUACCCUUUAAUUUUCUCCAAAACCAUGCUGUCUCUGAAGCCAACCAACUUGAGUCAAAGUACAGUACAGGCUUUCUUGCUCAUCUCUUCUUUCUGAAUAUUUAUCACGACUCCAAUAUGUUUGUGUCGUUCUUUGUUGUUGUCGUCAUUCUUGUUUCUAUUAUCAUAUAGCAUAGAUGGCCUUGUCUGUCAUUUUCACAGCAAUCCCUAAUGAGAAGGAUGUGUGUGUAUUUCAGAUGACGCAUGUUGUCUGUUUGUUGACAAAAUGGACAAUGGUAGAGGCAUUUAUUUCAAACAGGAAGAAGGAUAUUACAAGGGCAAUAUGUUUGUCACAUUUGUUUUGAGCUGGAACAGGGUUAUCGUAAACGUGCUUUAAUAUAUAGUCUUUCACUUGAGUUCCAGCUUUAACUCUUACCAUGCCAGGAUGAGUCUGUUUUGAUAAAUGUAUAAGCUUUUGUACAUCUAUAUCCUCCAUGAGCAAUCCUCAAGGAGAAGGACCUGUCAGUUUCAUGUCAUAGUUACAUUCCACAACAUUCAAAGACUUACUAUAUCUGAGCUCUUAGAGCAACUUCUUAUUAAGGUAUUACUGUUAAAACAGUUAUUCUAGGUUUUUUUCUUCUGUCCAGAUUGUAUAACUGUCUGUUACCUACCUUCAGAUAUUUUCUGUUAUUCUAUAUCCAAGUUAACUUAACAAAGUGUAUAAAUAGUAGUUUAUCAUUUUUCUCCCAGAAGGUGAUGGACAUUUUGGAAAAGAAAUAGAAAACUAGAUUUGUGAGAGUCACAGGAGACAGAGAAAUGUCUCUAUGGUCCAUGACUGGUGAGUGAGAGACAGAGAGACGUCUUAAUUAAAGGACAAGGCUCUGUGAUACAGAAAAUGUCUUUAUUGGACACAACUCUGUGAGAGAGUUGUCUUUGAGGGACAUAUGUUUGCUGCUUCUUUUAAAAAGGUCACUUUAAUUAUUCAAUCUCAAGUCCUUUCUGUCCUCGCAUCACACUAAUAGUCCAUUGCAUUAAUAUAAAAGAAAGUUGAGUGUUUAGAGAGAUGCAUCAUAAGUAUAAAUAUAAUUAUACCGCCUGUCCUCAUGUAAGUUGAUAGUCACAUCACAUUUGCCUCUCCAUCCAUGGACUACCAACUGAUUGUAAUGUUUUUCUUUCAAUCUUGUAAAUAAUGGAAAAAAAAUAGACACGGUUUGAAUCCUUUUUAAUCUAAAUUAUCUUGGAACAGGAUCCCCAAAGUAUUUUCCGCCCAUGUCCUCUUCACCCUCUCCCAAACCCAAAGACCCCCCCCCCACCAGCCUCCUUUUUCCCAAAUGCCCCAUGUCAGAUUCUGUCCCAAUAAGACUAGCUCUUCCAAAGACUGCCCGCACGGCAGGCCAAGUUAUUAUCUUGUGAACUAGAUCUAGAGCCUGUCAUCCUACCUUUGUUAUAUAUUGCAAUGAAUGAAGUCUCCAUUGUGUUACUCCUCUCUCUGUGUCCAGAGAAAUACAAAAAAACAAUGUUGAAACCUGUCAAAACAUAACAAAGCAUUGUCUUUUCUUGGACUAAUUAAAACAUUUUAGUGACUGGAUUAGGGUUGUGAAUGAAGUUACUUUAUAUUCAGCAUCCCACUACAAUAAUGUUGAAAAACUAAUAUAGUUGAUCAAUACAAUACUAUUACAAUUGAAUUAUUGCUGACAAUUGCAUUGUCAAUGUAAAAGCUAAUGACAACAAGUAAUCCUAAUACACUCAAAACCUUUGUUAAAGAAAAAUAAACAGAGCUACUGCUCUUAAAUAUCAUAUGGAUUUCCCUUGGAAAUUCUGUUUUUAUUUUAUUUUUAAUUUUUGUUGUAAAUAAAAGAGAAAAUAAACAGUGUAAACAGUAAAAGCUACUGCACACUACCUUUAGAUAGUUGGAAGCACAGGUGCUUCUGGGUAAGAUAAAGGGAUUUUGACCACAUUCCUACAUUGUAAGACAAGCGUGGCCUAGCCAUGCAGACCACAUAGUCAGAAGGAACUGUUUAAUACACAUCACACAGAAUAUCUGCCAUAUCUGUAUUCUUUUGAAUGUAAAAAACAAAACAAAAAGCCUAGCUACAUUUAUGGUUGUUUUAAGUUGCCAUUAGGAUUUAUACCACCCUGUUUUUAAAAAACAUUUUCGAUGUCAAUAGCAGCAGUCCAUAGCGCUCACUGCUCCCACCCGUCCCAACUCACCAUCCCCUCUCUUCAUCCCUCUGUCCCUGCAGCCUGAACACAUCAGAUGGUUUUGUUUUUUUAUUCGUUUUUUUUUUACAUGAGUUUGCUAUGAUGGAUCAUAGAGUUGAUAAUGGUAUUUGCACUUGAAAAUUGUUAUUGCUCAUGUAAAAAUGUCUGGAUUUUGUAUUGUCUUUUUAAAUGAAUGGAAUUGGUGUGCUUA
This is a messenger RNA of Coregonus clupeaformis (lake whitefish), 4631 nucleotides long. RefSeq names its product signal peptide, CUB and EGF-like domain-containing protein 3. The coding region runs from base 1 to 2034 and encodes 677 amino acids. Gene Ontology annotation, biological process: signal transduction. Gene Ontology annotation, molecular function: calcium ion binding. The record is from RefSeq and is a predicted model, not a curated record. The transcript is spliced from 15 exons. Lineage: Eukaryota; Metazoa; Chordata; Actinopteri; Salmoniformes; Salmonidae. Gene Ontology annotation, cellular component: cell surface.